This is a messenger RNA of Effrenium voratum, 577 nucleotides long. The record is from the annotation of a GenBank genome assembly. Lineage: Eukaryota; Dinophyceae; Suessiales; Symbiodiniaceae.
AGCUCUGAGAUCAAGCCAGUAGCGCCUGUGGACGGUUCGCCUUUCCAUUUCGCGAAAUCGCCAUGGUGAAGGUGGACUGUGACUUGGGGGUGGAGACCAUUGCCACCAAGCCCAUUGAGGGCCAGAAGCCAGGGACCAGCGGACUGCGAAAGAAGACCAAGGAGUUCAUGGAGGGCACGUAUCUUGCCAACUUCGUGCAGAGUGUCUUCAACACCCUCGGGGAGGAGGGUGUCCCGCUGGCCGGCGGCACCUUGGUGGUUUCCGGCGAUGGCCGAUUUUGGAACCCCGAGGCCAUCCAGAUCAUCAUCAAGAUGGCCUUUGCUGCCGGCGUGGGGCGCGUGUGGUGCGGCACGGGGGGACUGCUGUCCACCCCGGCCACCAGCGCGGUGAUCCGCGCCCGCGGGAAAGGCAUGGAGCCCUUCGGAGGAUUCAUUUGCUCCGCCAGCCACAACCCCGGAGGCAUCAACGACGACUUCGGCAUCAAGUACAACUGCGAGAACGGCGGCCCUGCCCCAGAGAAGGUCACCAACAAGAUGUUGGAGUGGACCGCCAAGAUCACGGAGUUGAAGACCUGCAG